Messenger RNA from Echinops telfairi (small Madagascar hedgehog), 948 nucleotides. Its product is annotated as olfactory receptor 4F15-like. Lineage: Eukaryota; Metazoa; Chordata; Mammalia; Afrosoricida; Tenrecidae. Gene Ontology annotation, molecular function: G protein-coupled receptor activity; olfactory receptor activity. Bases 10 to 948 code for a protein of 312 amino acids. Gene Ontology annotation, cellular component: membrane. The record is from RefSeq and is a predicted model, not a curated record. Gene Ontology annotation, biological process: G protein-coupled receptor signaling pathway. The transcript has a single exon.
UCUGAGGCAAUGAAUGCAAUGAACUAUUCUGUGGUGUCUGAGUUCCUGUUCCUGGGACUCACGAAUUCAUGGGCAAUCCAGCUGCUCCUUCUAAUUUUUGCCACCAUGUUCUACUUUGUAACCAUAAUGGGAAACCUCAUUAUUGUGUUCACUGUAACACUGGAUGCUAACCUGCGCUCCCCCAUGUAUUUCCUCCUGGCUAAUCUCUCCAUCAUUGAUAUGGUAUUUUGCUCAAUUACAGCCCCUAAAAUGAUCUAUGAUAUUUUCAAGAAACACAAAGCCAUCUCCUUUGGGGGCUGUAUAGCUCAGAUCUUCUUCAGUCAUGCUGUUGGGGGCGCGGAGAUGGUGCUGCUCAUCGCCAUGGCCUUUGACAGGUAUGUGGCCAUCUGUAAGCCUCUCCACUACCUGACCAUCAUGAACCCACAGCUGUGUCUCUUUUUUUUAGUCAUUUCCUGGAUCAUCGGCCUUAUCCACUCAGUGGUCCAACUGGUUUUCGUGGUCGAUUUGCCCUUUUGUGGUCCGAACGUAUUGGACAGUUUUUACUGUGACCUUCCCCGGCUCCUCAGACUCGCCUGCGCAGACACCCAAGAACUAGAGCUCGUGGUCACCAUCAAUAGUGGACUGAUUUCUGUGGGCUCCUUCGUUUUAUUGGUUAUUUCCUACAUCUUCAUUCUGUACACUGUUUGGAAACAUUCUUCUGGCGGCUCGGCCAAGGCCCUUUCCACUCUGUCAGCUCAUAUCACUGUAGUGGUCUUAUUUUUUGGGCCAUUGAUGUUCUUCUAUACAUGGCCUUCCCCCACAUCCCAUGUGGAUAAGUAUCUAGCUAUAUUUGAUGCAGUUAUCACCCCUUUUCUGAAUCCAGUCAUCUACACACUCAGGAACAAAGAGAUGAAAGUGGCAAUGAAGAGAUUGUGCAGUUGGCUUGUGCAUUAUAGAAAGAUAUCAUAA